Molecule: messenger RNA, 1740 nt
Organism: Anastrepha ludens (Mexican fruit fly)
Lineage: Eukaryota; Metazoa; Arthropoda; Insecta; Diptera; Tephritidae
Product: fatty acyl-CoA reductase wat
Exons: 10
Coding region: 107-1645 (512 amino acids)
Biological process (GO): long-chain fatty-acyl-CoA metabolic process
Cellular component (GO): peroxisome
Molecular function (GO): alcohol-forming very long-chain fatty acyl-CoA reductase (NADP+) activity
Source: RefSeq, a predicted model, not a curated record
CUUGCAGUAACAUAACGAUUUAUCAGCUUAAAUAUCUUUGCAAAUAUUUGAUUCCAACCACCAACGCCAUCCUUUCUCUGAGUAAGAAUAGGAAGCAACGAAAGAAAUGAUGAAUAACAAUAUAAAGGAAUUCUCCAGCAUAGGAGAUCAGUUUAUCACGCCCGUUCUAGAUGAGACGCCUAUACAGAAAUUUUAUAAGGAUAAGGGUGUUUUCCUCACCGGUGGAACUGGCUUUUUUGGAAAAAUUAUAAUCGAUAAAUUGCUGCGCGUCACCGAAGUGAGUCAAAUCUAUUUGCUUAUACGCAGCAAAAAGGGUAAAGAUGUCUAUUCCCGCAUCGAAGAUCUAUUCAAUGAUCCUGUGUUUGAGAAAUUGAAAAAGUGCAAUCCCAAGUAUCGACAGAAAAUCACCAUCAUCAGCGGUGAUUGCUCGCUACCCGCGUUGGGCAUCACGCAAACCGAACGUGAGCUAAUCAAGGAGAAUGUGAACAUUGUCAUCCAUGGGGCGGCGACGGUGCGUUUCGAUGAGAAAUUGAAAAUGGCCAUUGCCAUAAAUGUGAAUGGCACAAAGGAGAUACUGCAGUUGGCUAGAGAGAUUGUCCACUUGAAGGCACUCGUCCACGUUUCGACCGCCUUUGCUCACUGCAAUCAUCGCUAUAUACAGGAGCGCUUCUAUCACAGCGCCAUUACUGGUGAGAAUGCCUGCAAGCUGGGUGAAUGUCUCGACGAGCAUACGCUCAACGCGCUGGCAGCGACCAUAAUCAAAGGAUAUCCAAACACGUACACAUACACCAAAGUGCUAGCUGAGGAUAUUGUACAAAACUAUGCGGAGAAAUUGCCAGUGACGAUAUUUCGGCCAGGCAUUGUUAUCACCACCUACAAGGAACCCAUCUCCGGUUGGAUCGAUAACAUGUAUGGACCCUGUGGCAUAAUAGUAGGCAUUGGUUCCGGCGUGUUGCGUGUCUUCAGCGGGAAGGUCGACAACAAAGCCAACAUAGUACCAGUAGAUUUGUCGGUAAAUGCGCUGCUGGCCAGUGCCUGGGAUAUAGCGCGUAACACUUACGAUGAACCACCCAUCUACAAUUAUGUGCCUGAUGCAGACAAUAUGGUCACUUGGAAAGAGUAUAUGGAAUAUGGCUUCGAAUAUGGCUGCAAUAUACCGAUGCGAAAAUCCAUUUGGUAUCCACGCUUCACAAUUGUACCCUGGCGUUGGCAAUUUGUGAUUUUGUCAUUUUUUUAUCACACAGUGCCAGCCAUGUUUAUGGAUCUGUCCAUGCUUGUCGUUGGAAAGAAACCAAGAAUGUUAAAGAUUUACCGCAAAAUACACAAAUUUUGCUCUGUGAUGGAAUACUUCAGUUCUAACGAUUUCAAAUUCGAUAAUAAUAAUGUGCGCGCGUUAUCAGAGAAAUUGGAAGGUGCCGAUAAGCAGCUAUUUGGCUUUGAUAUGCGCCAUCUCGAUUGGAAGGAACUCUUUCGAGUCAGCUUGGUGGGGCUGCGCCUAUAUGUGGUGAAGGAUGAUCCACGAAGCGUGCCGGAAUCGAUAAAACGUCAUGAGCGUCUAAAAGUGCUGCAUUAUACGACGCUCUUCAUUGUCUACUCGCUGGUGUUAGCGUUAUUUUAUAAAAUUUUUAGUUAUUUCCUUUUCUAGUAUUUCAUUUAGCAUACCAAAUUAUUAAUUAAAGUAUUUUCUAAAUUUGCAUGCAGUGUACAAAAUAAAAAUAAACAAAAAAAAAAAAAAAAAAA